UCCGCUGGUGCUUCAGUUGAGCUUGAGCGCCGCCGUUCGUGUCUUUCGUAUACAGUAUGAUUCGCACGCGAGAGUCGUACGGACCGUCGUUCGGUUGUCGUAAGUCUAGCCGGCGUGUUCACUCGUCUUUACACUGCUUCAAUGAACAUACUUUAACCGAUCAGUUUUCAAGAAUCUUCGACACGAAAACAGAAAAAAAGUCGAGAAGUACAUAAAUAAUUUACAUUAUUGAGAAAUACGGCAAAAAUGAUUACAAAUGAGUUAAACGAAUACAUUUAUAACUAUAUCAGUUAACGUUUAAGAAGUAAAAUAAUUAAGAAGAUAAAUUUCUGAUCACUUACCAUAAACUAUUUAAAAUAGUUAUAAAAGUUUGGUUAAUAAUAAAUAACCAUGAAUUAACCAAAUAAAGCAAACAUAUACAAGUUAAAAUUUAAUGGAAAAUGACCGGACAACAGACUAAACGAAUUACAACUGAUGCGAGGAUAUUUGAUAUGAUAGAAAUCGUUUGUGUAGGAAUGGGGAAAUCUAUUUCAAAGUUCAAUGGAUAAAAUAGGGAAGAUGGUUAAAUACACUACGGUAGAGACAAAAAGGAAAUAAUUCAUCGUAACUGAAAUAAAUUUGAGUUGCUUAUAACACACAGCGGCAAUGUCACUGCAAAAUGAUCUAUACGACGACGGUGGUGGCAAAGGUAGCCAGUUGAAUUUGACAGCGGAAAAUACAUGGGACCACGACUACAUAAUGCCUAAACGGGAUCCUCUAUACAUAGUCAUGCCGAUGACCAUUAUGUAUUCAGUAAUAUUCGUGACAGGCGUCAUAGGAAACUCGAUCACUUGCAUGGUGAUCGCCAAACACAAAUACAUGCACACAGCCACCAAUUACUAUUUGUUUAGUUUGGCCAUGUCCGAUCUCAUACUACUGGUAUCCGGGUUACCGCAGGAAAUGUGGUCCAUUUGGUCCAGGUAUCCGUACGUAUUUGGUGAAAUAUUUUGUCAACUCAGAGGUCUGUUUUCCGAAAUGUCUGCUAAUGCUACCGUACUUACAAUAACAGCGUUCACGGCAGAGCGAUAUGUAGCUAUUUGCCACCCAUUCAUGGCGCAAAGCAUGUCAAAACUUUCCAGAGCCGUAAAACUUAUCAUCAUUAUAUGGCUGGUUGCUGUGUUGUUUGCUAUACCUCAGGCAUUGCAAUUUACCGUGUCGUCGUGGGACGGAUCGUCAGAAACGAUGCAGUGCAAUAUUCGAAGUAUACUGCUAAUGAACACGGACAUCGAACUGUCUACCGUAUCGUUCACGCUGUCAACGCUGCUAUUUUUCUUGUUGCCGAUGACACUGAUAACUGUACUUUAUAUACUUAUCGGACUCCGCCUCCGGCGUUCCGACAAACUAAAACGCACCAUCACAGUACGAUCGACACACGGCGAGAAAAAAAUGUCGUCACCUGAGUACAGGGCCAACUCGUCGCCGAAAGUCCUUAAAAUGCUCGUGGCUGUUGUAGUGGCCUUUUUCAUCUGCUGGGCCCCGUUCCACGCACAAAGGUUGAUCGCCAUAUUCGGGUUCAGCCAUGCAUCGUCCGGUAACUUGGACGCGAAGGACAUACCGUUUUUACAUCAGCUGUACGGUAUUUCCACUUACAUCUCUGGCGUUCUCUACUAUGUAUCCACCACCAUCAAUCCGAUACUGUACCACAUCAUGUCACUGAAAUUCCGAGGAGCUUUUAAGGAAACGAUGUUACGGUGUUGUGGCGGCGACAGCGGCUGCGGCGGCGACGGAUGGACCGGAAAGGGCGGCAAACAGCAGCGUCCGGCACGCUGGGCACGGAGAAGGCUGCGCAGCGACUCGUCCGAACCGACCGCCGACGACCGCCGACCGAAGUACAGACGCGUGUCCGGACGAACGACUUCGUCCGUCGACUUUCCCGCCACCGCCGACGAAAUCGACGACGACGACGACGACGAAGUUUGCCGUGACGGUGGUCCGGUCGCCGACGCCGGGCAGCUCGCCGACUGUGGCUGGGGGCGGUCGCUGACGGGGUUGACGGCCGCCGGAAACGCCGAGCGACGGCACGACAGCAGCUGCAGCAACAGUGCCGGCAGCAGCGGAGGGAAUUGCGACGACAGCUCCGCUGCGUCCGGCGCGGCGCUUGCUGCGACCGGCGCCCGUGGACGGCGUCCGGCGAAAGCGCCGCCGGCGAUAGCGCUCAGCAACUGGACAGUGAUCAGCAAUAGCAGCCUCAAGGACGUGGACAGCGACGAUCUGCGCGACGAGCUCGUCGGUUACGCGGCCGACCACUCGGCGGCGAUCCGCGGCGAGACUACGUAUUAUUAUUAAAUAAUGGGGCACGACGGGGGUUUGUCCCCCCGAGAGCGGAACACUAUAAACGUGCCGCGCCGAUAAUACUGUUUUAAACGGGUGAUGUGGUCGUCGGGGCGAGUGUAAUAGUUUUGCAGACCAAAAAAUUAAUAUUCCGUUUGGGCGAAUGAGAUUGUUUUUACCUGUACGCGAACGAUAUACCCACACGUAUAGUAUGGAGUAGGUACGGACUUAUUCGUGAUGCGCGUGUAAUUUUAUUUUAUUUUAUUCUUACCUGUACAUUGCUAGACUAUGAUAUACAAUAUUACAAUACCGAUAUCUUAUUAAAGUUAGUGUCCAUUAUUAUUGAUUAUGUAUAUUAUUGUAUGUGAUUUUAUUUUAUUUUUGGAAAUUGAAACUGUUCAUUUAUUAUAAUAUUAUAUAUUAUAAAUAAUGUAAA
Molecule: messenger RNA, 2746 nt
Organism: Rhopalosiphum padi (bird cherry-oat aphid)
Lineage: Eukaryota; Metazoa; Arthropoda; Insecta; Hemiptera; Aphididae
Product: pyrokinin-1 receptor-like
Exons: 8
Coding region: 646-2325 (559 amino acids)
Biological process (GO): neuropeptide signaling pathway
Cellular component (GO): plasma membrane
Molecular function (GO): neuromedin U receptor activity
Source: RefSeq, a predicted model, not a curated record